Messenger RNA from Cuscuta epithymum, 2354 nucleotides. Lineage: Eukaryota; Viridiplantae; Streptophyta; Magnoliopsida; Solanales; Convolvulaceae. The record is from the annotation of a GenBank genome assembly.
UAUGAAUCAACCUAAAUUAUCAUAAUCAUUAAGCAAAAGAUAUACGCCUUAUUGUUGUACAGAGUAUAUACUUCAACAGAGUAUAUUCCAACAUACAUGGAAGUAAGUAAGGAAUUUUAAGUCAAGCAAGUGGACCCAUUAGCCGGAAGACCAGAGUACAUCAUUGUAAAAACCCAAUUCGACUUUCUGAAUGAUGGUUGAGAGUUUCAAAAGUUGAAGAGAGAAAAUUUAAAUUUAUUUAACUCAAUUUAUAUUAUUUUACUGUAGGGGAAAUUAAAAAAUUAGAGUCAAGUAUGACGCAAGAAACAUUGUUCUUGCUGCGGCCCUUUGGUCAAAAUGUAGGAGAAUAUUGGGAGGUACACACUUGCUUCGGAGGAAAUUUCUUUAACUUUCUUCUUUCUCUUUAUAUAUAAAUAUAAACUCAAUUUCCUGACAGCAAAUACAACGAACAAUAACCAAAAUUCACAACAUCCUCCAUUGAAGAUUUCUUGAUCGCAUUGAGAAAGAUGACACUGCCCGCAACACCUGGUAGGAUGAAAGCAGCAAUCUUCGCCUCAUCCAAAACCAACACUUCUCACACUUCUUCUUCAUCUUCAACCCAUUCUUCCCCAUCCCAAACACCUUCCCACACGCUAUCAGAAUCAAUGAUGGAGGAAACCAUAGAUAACGCUGAGGCGAUUAUUAAGAAAUGGGAUCCAAAAGGAUCCUACUCCCAUGAGAAACUAUUUCAAGAAAACAAAGACGAAGCCCGGGAAUUCAUCAAGUGCGUCCAGGAAUUGAGAAGAGUGAUGCACGUCCUGGUUUCAAAUCGUUCGGGACCUGGGAAGCUAGCUCGAGCACAGAACUCGAUGCAUCUGGCCAUGGAGAGACUUCAGAAGGAGUUUUUUCAGAUACUGUUGGCGAAUAGGGAGCGUCUGCAUCCCGAAUCAGUGUCCACCAUAUCUUCUCGCAUCUCAACAUCACUUUCAUCUGAUUCAGAGAAAGAAGAUAGCUUUUGCUUGUCAGACAAUGACAUUCGUGUGGCUAUGAGUGACUUAAGGCAGAUAGGUCACUGUAUGGUCAGCUCGGGAUACGCCAAAGAAUGUGUCAAUAUAUUUGAACUCAGGAGAAAGUCUGUUGUGGAGGAAGGGCUGUAUAACCUUGGAAUAAGGCGGUAUAGCUCAUCAUCCCGCCACAUCAGCAAGACGGGCUGGAAUAUUCUGGAGGAUCAGAUCAAGAACUGGUUAAGCGCGGUAAGAUUCGCAGUUAGGUCCCUCUUCAAUGGUGAGAGGCUUCUCUGUGAUUACGUCUUUUCUGCAUCAGAAACAAUAAGAGAGGCAUGUUUCACGCAUAUAGCAAAAGACGAAGCUAUUAACCUAUUCAGAUUCCCAGAACUUGUUGUUGCAGGGAAGAGCAAGAUAUCGCCAGAUCAAGUCUUCAUCCUCAUGGACAUAUAUGAGGAGAUCUCAGAGCUCUUUCCCGAGAUUGAGUCAAUCUUCUCAUAUGAAUCAGUCUCAGAAGUCAGGCAGCAAGCUCUCUCCUCUCAUCAAAUAGUAGGACAAUUAGUCCAAACCCUAAUUUCUGAUUUUGAGAAAUCCGUGCAGAAGGAUUCAUCAAAAAAGCCAAUCCACGGCGGAGGGAUACAUCCAUUGACCCGUUCAGUGAUGGAUUUCGUCUCAUCAAUGGGAGAAUACUCCGGAACCUUUCAAGACAUAAUUGGUGAGGGAUCAGUAUCAACACGGAUUGAUAGGAUCAUCCUCACACUUCUCUGCAAACUUGACACCAAAUCCAGGCUCUACAAUGACGUUUCUCUAUCUUACCUUUUCCUAGCGAGCAACUUCCGGUUCGUCACGGAGCGGAUAAGGUCAAGCUCCCUCCUCGAGUGUCUCCUAGGUGACGAAUCGCUGUCGAAUUUGGACAGGAAGGUGAACUCGUAUAUAGCAAACUACAAAGCUAUGGCGUGGGGAAAAGUGAUUUCAUCUCUUCCAGACAGAUCGGAUCCAUCACUUUCAAUUGAGGAAAUAGAGGCGCAUUUCAGAGAAUUCAGUGCCGCCUUUGAAGAGUCAUACCGGAAACAUAGAGCGUAUAUGGUUCCCGACGGGAAGCUCCGAGACGAAAUAAAAUUGGCAGUAGCAAGAGAAUUUGUAGCGUAUAAGGAAUUCUACGAUGCAUACCUGGAAUUGCUGAGCAGUGCGAAGAACAUGGAGGCUCUGGUUAGGUAUUCUCCUGAUAAUUUGGGAAACUACUUGUCAGAUUUGUUCCAGGGAACAUCCAUGUCCGGCAUUUCACCGCCAUCAUCAUCAAGGUCUCGUGUAUCCCGGUUUCUUCCCUAAUCCCAGGAAGUCAGCAAAAUCUUCGCCAAGCUUUAUUGUUUU